CGCAUGCGCAAUAGUCUCUCUGACCCCUGAACUUGUGUUGUUACAUAUCUUGCCUAGCCACCGAAAUGCUCGACUUUGUGAUCUUCGCCUUCACUGCAGUAGUGGGUCUUAUUGUGAUCCUGCUCUUUUGUUACUUCAGUGGGUCAAACAGCAAAGCAAAGCCUGUGUUGAUCAGUGCUCAGUCCACUGAGACCAUACCACGAUGGAACGAGCCGCCCGCUCAUGAAGAGAAAGGAGACCUAGAGGUAAUGAUGACCAAGUAUGGAAGUCUUCAUCAAUUCUUGCUUCAUCUCCAUGACAACGGUAGGGUCCCCGUAUCGUCCUUCUGGUGGGGUAAGACUCACGUGGUCACUCUAUGCAGCCCUCAAGCAUUCAAAGAGAGUGUCCUCUUUGUCAACAGGCCCCGAGAGCUGUUUUGGGGGUUUGAGCCACUCAUCACAAAAUACAGUAUUCAGUAUGCUAAUGAUGAAGACUGGGUUCAAAGGUCAAAGCUUCUCUUCCCCACCCUCAAGGGAGAAGACCUCAAAUCUUACUUUCCCCACUUUGUCCAAAUUGCUCUGGAGACGGAGGUUGUUUGGGAAAACUUAUCUUCUACUGAAGAAGUUCUUAUACGAAAACAUGCCUUCCCCAUUGCCAUAAAAGGAAUCACUCGUAGUUGCCUUGGCGAUAUAUUUGAGAAUGAUGAUGAACUUCGUCGGCUCACUGAUGCGUACCACAUCUGCUGGAGAACAAUGGAGGAGGGUGCUCCGGAGAGUGGCUCUGAACGAGAGAGGUUGUUCCUCACAGCCAGAGGUGUGAUAGAGGAGAUCAUCCGCAAGAUAGUAGCAGCUCGUAGAGAGGGCAAAGGUCACCAGGACAUCCCGUUUAUCGACGCCAUGUUACAACACUACGACUCGGAUGAUAAAAUUACGGCUGACGUAAUCAGUUUUCUGGUGGGAGGAUUCCAUACCUCGGGAUACAUGAUUACAUGGUUGCUAUGGUAUUUGGCAGACAACCCACAGUCACAGGAUCGACUGUGUGCUGAGAUUGUUCAUGAGACUAGUGGGGGGAGGGGAGACGCACUCCAGCAAUACGCCCUCAGGACAGACACGUACCUUCGCCAGGUUCAGGAUGAGACCAUUCGACUCAGUACUCUGGCUCCAUGGGCUGCCCGUUACGCGGCACAGGAUGUGGGUGUGGUCGGAUAUAAAAUCCCACGUGGGACUCCGAUGAUCCAUGCUCUGGGGGUGGGGCUAAAGAAUCAGGUCGUCUGGGGAGACACUGUCGACAAAUGGGACCCUGACCGAUUUGACCCCAAAGGUCGUCGUGGUAACGAGUUUUGUCCGUUUGGUGUGCACAGUAAACGCAAAUGUCCUGGUUACCAGUUCUCGUACUUUGAAGUGGGUGUGAUCAUUUCCAUCCUCCUCCAGCGAUUUACAAUAGUUCCCGUCCCCGGACAGGAUGUCAUACAGGUACACGGCCUUGUGACUGAGCCGAGGGAUGAUAUCAGAGUGUACAUUACCUCCAGGGACAGGGGAGACUAAUGAGUAGCAGCUGACUCAUGGACAAACUGAUUUAGUUCAGAACAAUUGAAUUUGUGAAACCAAAGAGUAUUAUUGUAGAAAAUUGCGAUUGUAUAUAAGUGGCUGAAACUUAUGUUUUGCAUUGAAUCAGUUCAAGUUAA
This is a messenger RNA of Halichondria panicea, 1663 nucleotides long. Its product is annotated as cytochrome P450 20A1-like. The record is from RefSeq and is a predicted model, not a curated record. Lineage: Eukaryota; Metazoa; Porifera; Demospongiae; Suberitida; Halichondriidae. Gene Ontology annotation, molecular function: iron ion binding; monooxygenase activity; heme binding. Gene Ontology annotation, cellular component: membrane. Bases 66 to 1523 code for a protein of 485 amino acids. The transcript is spliced from 11 exons.